GAUCACAAUAACAAAAGAAGACUGCUACCUUUCCAGACCUCUCUGUGUCUGAGAGCGGACUUCCCUGCUGCUGCGUUGACUCCGCUGCAGCUGCACUACCAUGUCAGCGGAGGACCAGAUCUUAGGUUUAUUUAUAAGGAGGGUAAAAAAACGGGAAGAUGCUCCUGGAGGGGAAACGUCACAUUUUCAUUUGGAGCGACCGUGUGGUGAAACCGUGAACGAGCCGGGGGAGAGGAAUAUGCGACACUUUCCAUCUGCACAGCCGGUCAGACCUGCGGAUCUUUAACGGAUAAACGUCCUGUACUUGGAUGGUGUGAUUUCUUUUUCUUUUCUCUCUUUACAAGCAGGAUUUUAUGAUCACACCACGUUUCAGCGGGAAUCUGUAUGAUCACUCCGUCACGCCACGCCGGCCGGAGCCCCCAUUACCGGCUUCUAUGGAUCAAGACUGACACUGACUGCCCCGCUUAAUAAUAACAAUAACCAUAAGAAAAGGCAUUGCUUUAAAGUUCAUACAAGUUUCAGAGAAAAAAAAGGGCAGACUUUGAAGCUGUGGUGCCAAGGUUAUACAUGAAAUAUAUCACAAGAAAGACAUAUUUAAUCUUUUUAUUUGUUCAGCUUAACUAUGGGCAGUAUUUUAGACAGUUUCUUAGGUAAAUGAGUUUAGGUUUGAACUGACUUUUGGUAAUGUUUAUAUCUUCAUUUAGCCUCAAAUGCCACACUAUAAAGUUAAUAUUCCAACACUGAUGAUGCCACCCUGGGAGCCCUUUUACAGAGGGGAGACUGGUGAAUGAGAGCGGGAUAUCUGCGUCUUUAACCGGAUACGGAGGACAAGGAAGAAGGACAAGCCAGCUUCUCUUUUUGGGUCGGUCCAAAAAAAAAAAAACAAUUUUCGCGUGUCCCUUGGACUCCUACACAAUGGGGAUUAUGGUUCAAGUUAUUCUUGGAAUGUUUCAAUUCCUGCUGCUCACCAGAAUACCAACGUCCCAUGCCAAGCUUGCUCACUGGCGACCUGCAGACACCCCCAAAUCCAGGGAAGCUCGAGAAGUGAGACGGUGGUUGGAGGUGUAUUCACGCAGCGGCUGUGAGCCUCGGGAAACUCUGGUGGAGGUUUGGCGGGAGUUACCAGAGGAGAUCCACCAUCUCUUCAUCCCAUCCUGUGUGUCUGUGAAGCGAUGUGGUGGCUGCUGUGCCGACGAGGCCUUGGAGUGCGUGCCCUCACUCACGCACACACUUACCAUGGAGCUGAUAAGGACGUCCUUCAUGAAGCAUGAGCUUGUUGAGCUGCCCUUCAUAGAGCACAGUCAGUGCGAGUGCAGGUUAAAAGAACAUUUCCAGCCAACACCAACUACAAGGCGCUAUCUGAAGCCAGGAAGAAGACAGAAGAAGAAGCAGGGAGGGAAGUCCAAACAGAGGAAAGCUGGAGACAUCAGAGCUACAACCCAUGCCCCUUCUCUUCCUCCUGCCAUGUCCUCUCCUCCUCCUCUUCUCCCAACAUCUCCUCCCACCACUUUCUCUCUUUUUCCCUCCCCGACUCCUCACUGCCAGCCCUGCAGAGGGAAGAAGUGGGCUCUGGAUGCGACGUCAUGUCAGUGCAGAUGCAUCGUGAGAGCUGAAAGCUGCAGCAGAAAAGGACAAGUGCUUAAUCUUCGCCGCUGCAAAUGUGAGCCAUAAGGACCUGAUGUGUCCACCUACUUGCUUUUCACCCCACCAACUUUCGCUCUUGAUCGCAGACUCUCAGCAUCAGUGUUGUGGACAUUACAGGCGGUUUAACAUCCGGUAUCCCAAACUGAAGGAAAUAUUAGUAGAAACACACACAAAGAACCUAUAACAGUGAAAUCAUUACUGCCUAAAUGUGUUCCAGAUAUACAUGUGUGCAAAUAUCUUUCCACUGCAUUGCUUCUCUAGAAAAACUCCAUGUAUGUGUGUGCAAUAUUAUGACAUCACAUGAGUGGAGGAUGAAACUCUGAAAGAGGAUUUGGAACAACCUCUGCAGGUGAACACACUUUGCUGUGGUUUCAGUAAUUCGAAUUUCUGUCACCUGUAUCCUGCAACAAGAGAGCAGUGGGAAGAAGAACAAAUAUACCCUACACAAACAACUUGGAUGAACGGGACUGACCCUGUACAGGUGUCCUACAUGUUGAUGUUUUAGUGGAAGUUGUGGUUAUUUGCUCUCAAGGAAACCACAUAAGGAUACCGAUUCCAGGUUUGAGCCAAGGCCAGAGGACCUGAGAAACAACAGCGUCAGUUUAUUGGUGGACAUGUGAUCUCUGAAACACCAGAAGGAUAUAGGACAUGCACACCAACUGGCACCCCAGUGUUUGUGGACCUAUAGUUGAGCUGAAUACUGCAAUGGAGCGCAUCUGUGUGGUCUCCUGGCUGAAAGACGCAGAUGGGUUAUCCCUGCACCCGUUCACUCUUAUUCAAAGUGUAUGACCACGGGCUGGCUCUCCAAGCCGCUUUUCCAGCAUUUGUUUAAUUUGAGCCUUUUGUGUCCGUCUUUCCUCAGCUCCUCGAUUGAAAGGAGCCGCUUUGCCUCUCUUUGCCUCCUUUUGCCUCUCUUUUAGGCAGUGAGGAGAAUGACAAUAAUGAGGCCUGGCGGUUCUCCACCGCUUCACACACAAACAUUCACACUUAUAAUACCAGUAACACAGUCAAGAAUAUAUAUACAGCCACUUACUCUGAUACGACACAUACACAUUCAUAUUUACAUACAUACAUGCAGUGCAAAAUGAAUGCAGGUAGCCAUAAGCUUUUGUUUGUGCAAAUUUACUUCACUUGUUUAUUUGCAAUUUACUGCAAAGUCUGCAUUAAGUAUUGUAUUAGAUGCCACUGUUUUAUAUUUUAUUAUAAUCCUGUUGAGUUGAUUGGAAAGUUAUUGCAGAAUAUAUUGCAGAAUGUGUCUUUGUUGUGUUUGUGUUCAUCUUUAAUCCGUCUGCAUAACGAGUCACGCUGGGUGGCCUGCUAAACCGAUACCCAAAUGUAUUGAAUUUAAACAGAAACGGCUUACAUGAGCCACAAAUGGGAGAUUCUAUACAUUACAAUGUGUAAUUCAAACAAUCAGUGGGGUGGUGUUGUGUGCAGCCCACAGAAACCAAACAAAUAGCCGUCCCCAGUGCAGUGAAAGGAAAACAUGGCUAUUGUUGUUGCAUGUUAGAGCCAGGAUGGAGAGUAUUAUUAUUUUGGAACAUAACUUGUUUAUAUUCUGAGUGAAUCUCACGGUUUUGCUUCGUGUUGCUUUAUGAUGGCUUGGCUGCUGGUUUGGAACAGGGAUUUAAACUGCGACUGCUUCCGAAAGGUUUAGUUAUUGAGAAGCUUGUCAGUCAAUUUGACAAGCUAAAGCAAGAGCUCAGAGGACCUGAAGUGGUAGGUCAGGGAGUUUAAACCCAGUUUUUACUCCUAUUCAAAGCCCGUCUGCUGUGCCAAAUUUGACUGAGAACAUUUUACCCGUGACGUCUUAGGGUUAGGAUUAGGGUUAGAAAAUGAGAAACAAUAGCUUGAAAAACUCCAUGAUUUAUGUUUGUACUCUCCCCUGGGAUCCAUAUGAUCUUGUCAAUUGAAGAAUAUUCACCCAGAAGCAGCGUGCAUUCCAGAUUGUGAAUAUUUAUGUGUCUGCUUUGAAGCCACAAAACUUUGUUUCAGUGGCUGCUGUGAUAAGCUUUGUAUUUAUACUCUCCAGAGAUGAGAUUUUUUUUUUUUCAUGCUCAUUGUGUUUAUAGCUGUCAAUCAAUGCUUCAAUCACUACCUCUUUAUUGUAACAUACUAAUGACGAAGUAUUAGAACAUUAUUGUUACUUUCUCUAUGUUAGAUCAGACAAUACCACAUUUGACUAUAAUCACAGUCUCCAGUAUUGAGACUGAUUAUCGUUGGUUUAAAGGACGUUUUCUGAAGGGAAGAACUUUUAUUGAUAGGAGAGCUGAACUGGUCCUCUGAGUACAGACCAGACACUGUGUGAUGAUGUGGAAAAUGAGAGGGUUUCCCAAAGCUAUUAUAGCCUCAGACAAAUUGUGAUCAGUGUUGGCUUUUUUAGGGUAAUUUUGGGAAUUACACUCAUGACUUAUGUGAGAGGAUUGAUGCCAUUUUUGUACCUGUUGAAUGGUAAAUAUAAGAUAGUUUUGCUUAAAGAUCUGAGUCAGUGGAGGACUAGCUAAAGUAGUUCUGUCAGAGGUGCCACAAUCGACAUUAGAACACCUCACUUGCUGGCUUUUAGACAGAUUUCUAAAAUGCCCUUUAACCCCUUAAGACUGUUGGGCUAUUUCUUCAAAUUUCCACCUGAAAAAUCCCCAAAUAAUGGUCAACAACAGCUUUAGAACUGAUCCAUGAGGCCAAAGUGAUUAACCCUGGCUGCUGUGGAUAAGAGACUGUUUGGACAGUUUUUAAAUACCUUCUUGUCUCCGCCAAAGUGAGAUUUUUACUGCUGCUUAAUGAGCGUAAAUAACAGGCUCAGAACAAUGAGUCACUAAAGGCUGGAAUCUAUCCCAAAAGCAACUCUACCUAGUUUGGUGCAAGAAAAGAAACCCAACAAUGACUGCAUACACUUUUGUCCUAUUAUCACCAGACUGCCUCUUUUUCAUGACUGGUGUAAUAAUAAUGGAGGACAAAAAUGUAGCAUCAAAGGCCAGAAGCAGCAGGAUGUGAAAUAAGUCACUUUUAUUAAAUAAAAUCAAAGGCUCUGCAAAGAUCCUGAAAUAGAACAAUACAUAGUGGAGCAAGAUGGUUAAAUUGGUGUGGUGAACUAACAUCCAUACAGACAAAAAAAUGACAAUUACUGUAUCUAGGAAAAAACUAAGUUAUAAAUACUGAAUGAGGAAAUGACAAAAAGGUGUGUGUGGACAGAGUAGGGUAUUUAACAAAAACAUGUGUAGAGCAGGUGAUCAUAGGCAGCACAAACCAACAGGACUUAAGAAAAGAAAAAAAAAGACUGUUUAAUAUUCCAUUUAAAUGUCAAGCUGAAUUUUAAUAAUAGGUGUUCCUGGUGCAGGAACCUCCAAGGGGGAAAGGGUUAAAAGGAUAAAGGAUACUUUUGGAUAAAGCCAGCCUUGUUGUUUAGUCCUGUUUCCAGCCAAUGCAGCUGAACUGCAUAGUUAGAUGACAGAUGCGGGUGUGGUAUCAAUCCUCUCAUCUAAGAGUCCACAAGAAGGCACAAAAGUGUACUUCCGCUUUUUAAACUGUUCUUUUUAAGGACUUUUUUAAACUCACCUGUUCAUACAUUAAUCAUUUGCAUGAACUAAUAUGUUUUCUGGUUUUUGUUUCAUAAUAAUAGGGAACAAUGUCAUUUUGUGACCAGGGAAACGUAUGUUUUUGAGAAGCCUGUAAGUCUCGGAAGCCUGAACCUCAGUACAGAUUGCACUUGUGUUACAGAUUGCAGAACACAUAUAGUAGAUUAAUCCAUUGCAAAGAAAAUACAAUAAAAUGUGUAUCGAGGACAGAGCUGACUUAGCCUCCAUUCAUGCAGACGUGUGAUGCACAUUCCACUGAGAAGACUUGGAGCCUUGGUGGGUUGUAACUUUAACAUCUCAAAUGUUCUUAUUCUAAAGGAUCUAUUCUGAUCAGUGAAAAACAGCAACAGCGAAUUCUACUGAGAUGUAUGUUAUCUGUCCUGAUAUACAGUGUAGACAUGGUUAUAUCUUAUCCAAAUGUCCUGAUCCUAUGUGAGCAUCAAAAAUCAGUGUGCUUUGUAUCUGCACAGUCUACAUUGUACUGUCAAGGUAACCCUUCCAGCCUCCAGUGUCUUUGUAGCCAAUAGAUACCCAAUACUGAACUAUAUAACAUCUUAUUACAUGUAAUAUCCAACCAGUGUAAGAUGUAGUGUAUACUUUAGUAAUGUAUUUUUAACUUCAUUUAAUUGUUCCUCGCAAUGAAUCUCAUCUUUGCAAAUACAUUGUACUACAGUAGCCUAUGUAGAAAAAAAACACUCUUUUUUGCUGCUACACCAUUUGUGCCCUUUUAUGAUGUCUUUUUAGAAAACAAUGCAAGUUUAUGUUGUAUUAGCUUAUAAACACCAGUUAAUUGAUUUAAUGUCCACAUUUGAGUGUACUCUGCAUUGUCAAAUAUAUUCAAAAUUAUACCAGAAUACAACUGUGAUGUUACAGAUGUUAUUAAAGGAAAUGUCUAAUUUUUCAUAUAAA
Messenger RNA from Melanotaenia boesemani (Boeseman's rainbowfish), 6125 nucleotides. It is a transcript of the gene vegfba, whose product is annotated as vascular endothelial growth factor Ba. NCBI's taxonomy places the organism in Eukaryota, Metazoa, Chordata, Actinopteri, Atheriniformes, Melanotaeniidae. Gene Ontology annotation, molecular function: growth factor activity; heparin binding; vascular endothelial growth factor receptor binding. The transcript is spliced from 8 exons. Gene Ontology annotation, biological process: vascular endothelial growth factor signaling pathway; positive regulation of endothelial cell proliferation; vascular endothelial growth factor receptor signaling pathway. Gene Ontology annotation, cellular component: membrane. Bases 916 to 1671 code for a protein of 251 amino acids. The record is from RefSeq and is a predicted model, not a curated record.